Vicia faba (fava bean) is the source of this 402-nucleotide messenger RNA. The record is from the annotation of a GenBank genome assembly. Lineage: Eukaryota; Viridiplantae; Streptophyta; Magnoliopsida; Fabales; Fabaceae.
AUGAAGUUAAAGAGCCUAUUAAGUGGGAAAAUGGUGGGUCACUUUUCAAAUCCAAGAUCCGAUUCAUUUGAAGAGAAAAAUGGAGUCAAGUUGUCGAGUUAUAAGGGUGACAAUGUGAACGGAGACACAUUUGAUGCAAUAUCUAGAACUCCAGAUCCACACAGAAUGGUAAGGGUCAACUGUCAGUCUGGCUACUCUCAAUCUCUUAUGGACGUUUGCUACUGGAGGUUAUGCUGCCAUGCAAAGGGUCAAGUAUGCCAAGGAGUACUACGGUUAGUUCGGCGCAUAAAUUUCCUGUUCCAGUUAAUCCAAUGCUUCCACAACCUCUUCCUGGAUUACAUGAAAGGAAACAUUGUAGUAGUAACUCUUCAGAUGAUGAAAGUCCUUCACCUUAGCUUAUAA